Messenger RNA from Penicillium verhagenii, 1656 nucleotides. RefSeq names its product Arginine permease CAN1. Gene Ontology annotation, biological process: amino acid transmembrane transport. Lineage: Eukaryota; Fungi; Ascomycota; Eurotiomycetes; Eurotiales; Aspergillaceae. Gene Ontology annotation, molecular function: amino acid transmembrane transporter activity. The transcript is spliced from 3 exons. The record is from RefSeq and is a predicted model, not a curated record. Bases 1 to 1656 code for a protein of 551 amino acids. Gene Ontology annotation, cellular component: membrane.
AUGUCUGUGUCAUCCAAGCCAGAUACCGCUAAAAAUGCGGAAAAAGAACAGCCGGCUGCGCAUAUGUUUUCCGGGGCAUACAAUGAGGCUGAUGAAGAGAACAUGCCCUCGGCGGAGUCGAUUCCGGGUCCAGCCCUGAAGCGCAAGCUGAAGAGCAGGCAUCUUCAAAUGAUCGCAAUCGGUGGUACAAUCGGAACUGGUUUGUUCAUAUCUAGCGGCGAAGCUUUAGCACACGCUGGACCGAUUGGCGCUCUCAUUGCUUAUAUUUUCAUCGGCUCCAUUGUGUUUUCCGUCAUGACUUCUCUCGGUGAGAUCGCCACAUAUCUGCCUGUAUCCGGAGCAUUCACUUCCUAUGCUACUCGACUGAUCGAUCCCAGCCUUGGAUUCGCGAUGGGCUGGAUCUAUUGGUUCUCAUGGGCUAUUACGUUCGCGCUUGAAUUGACUGCGACAAGCCUUAUAAUCCAAUACUGGGACCCUACGAUUAACACUGCGAUAUUCAUCGCUGUCUUCUGGGUCGUUAUUACAAUUUUAAAUUUGUUGCCGGUUAACUUUUAUGGCGAGAUUGAGUUUUGGUUAUCUACAGCCAAGGUACUAACAGUGAUCGGAUUUAUCCUCUUCGGUAUCUGCAUCGACGCUGGCGCUGGGGAUCAAGGAUACCUUGGCUUCCACAACUGGGUUCACCCGGGUCCCUUCGUCGACUACCUUGUGACUCCAGGACCCACAGCAAAGUUUGUAGGAUUCUGGGCCGUGCUCAUCCAAGCUGGAUUCUCCUGCCAGGGCACCGAACUCGUUGGUUUAGCCGCGGGUGAAACCGAAAACCCACGGCAGACAGUCCCCAAAGCGAUUCGAGCGACCUUUUUCCGCAUCCUCCUCUUCUACGUGUUUUCCAUUUUCUUCAUGGGUCUUCUCGUGCCAUCCGACAACCCAGACCUUCUUUCAGGCUCUUCUAACGCAAGCGCCUCGCCAUUCGUCAUUGCCGCCAAACUAGCCGGCGUCAAAGUUCUCCCCGGCCUCAUCAACGCAGUCUUAUUGACCGUUGUGCUCUCAGCAGCCAAUUCCAACGUCUACAGCGGAAGCCGUAUGCUAGUCGGUCUAGCAGCUGACGGAUACGCUCCCUCGCUCUUCGCCAAGACGACAAAAGGUGGUGUCCCGUAUUUUGCGGUCGUCCUUACUGCACUGUUCGGACUGCUUGGUUUCAUGAAUAUCUCAACUUCCGGUACCACCGUCUUCAACUGGUUGCUCAAUAUCUCAACUGUGGCAGGCUUCAUUCUGUGGGCUUCGUUGAACGCGUGCCACAUUGCUUUCAUGCGGGCUUUGAAGGCUCGGAAUGUCUCCCGCAAUAUUCUACCUUAUAAAGCCCCGUUCCAGCCUUUCCUUGCUUACUAUGGUCUGUUUUUCAACCUCCUCAUCCUUUUCACUCAAGGGUUCACGGCUUGGAUUCCGUCUUUCAGUGUGCAGAACUUCUUCGUGGCGUAUGUCAGCCUUAUCCUUUUUGCUGUGCUUUGGAUCGGCCACAAACUCGUGUUCCGUGAUAGUCUGGUGUCGCCGCUACAGGCUGAUCUUGAUACUGGACGGGCGGAAAUCGAGAGUGAGCAUUGGGAUGUGUCGGUUCCUACUACAUGGUAUGGCAAGAUUUGGUAUGGGAUCAACGGGUGA